AUUUACGGCCGGACCAAGAUGGCGGCUACCAGUGAGGGGCCGCUGUUUGCUGCGAGUAUUGAAAAGACUUGGGGUUCAGUCGUUCGUUCCCCUGAAGGGACACCCCAGAAAGUUCGGGAGCUGAUAGAUGAAGGAAUUGUCCCGGAAGAGGGAGGCACAGAACCAAAGGACACAGCUGCCACAUUCCAGUCAGUUGAUGGAUCGCCUCAAGCAGAACAGUCUCCAUUGGAAUCCACAAGCAAAGAAGCCUUCUUUCACAGAGUGGAAACCUUUUCUUCUUUGAAGUGGGCAGGGAAGCCCCCUGAGCUGUCUCCACUUAUCUGCGCUAAAUAUGGUUGGGUCACAGUUGAAUGUGACAUGCUCAAGUGCUCCAGCUGCCAGGCUUUCCUCUGUGCCAGCCUGCAGCCCACGUUUGACUUUGGCAGAUAUAAGGAGCGAUGUGCUGAGCUCAAGAAAUCCUUGUGCAGUGCCCAUGAGAAGUUCUGUUUUUGGCCAGACAGCCCCUCUCCAGAUAGAUUUGGGAUGUUGCCAUUGGGUGAGCCUGCUGUUCUCAUCAGUGAGUUCCUGGACCGGUUUCAAAGCCUUUGCCAUUUGGACCUCCAACUUCCUUCUCUGAGGCCAGAGGACUUGAAAACUAUGUGCUUGACAGAAGACGCGGUCAGUGCCCUGCUGCACCUGCUGGAGGAUGAGCUUGAUUUCCACGCCGAUGACAGGAAAACUACAAGCAAGUUAGGCUCCGACGUCCAAGUCCAAGCCACUGCGUGUGUUCUCUCUCUGUGCGGCUGGGCGUGUAGUUCCUUGGAACCUACUCAGCUCUCCCUGAUAACAUGUUACCAGUGUAUGAGGAAGGUCGGUCUCUGGGGCUUUCAGCAGAUUGAAUCAUCCAUGACAGAUCUGGAGGCUUCCUUUGGCCUGACCAGCUCCCCGAUUCCAGGUGUGGAGGGCCGGCCUGAACACUUCCCUCUGGUGCCUGAAUCCCCUAGGCGGAUGAUGACCCGAAGCCAGGAUGCUACAGUUUCUCCAGGCUCUGAGCAGUCUGAAAAAAGUCCUGGUCCUAUUGUUUCCCGAACCCGGAGUUGGGAGUCUUCCAGUCCUGUUGACCGGCCUGAGCUAGAGGCAGCCAGUCCUACUACCAGGAGCCGCCCAGUGACCCGAAGCAUGGGAACAGGAGAUUCUGCUGGCGUGGAAGUUCCCUCGAGCCCUCUCCGGAGAACCAAGCGAGCUCGCCUCUGCUCUUCCAGCAGCUCUGACACCUCUCCCCGAAGCUUCUUUGAUCCCACCUCUCAGCAUAGAGAUUGGUGCCCGUGGGUGAAUAUCACACUCGUCAAAGAAACCAAGGAGAAUGGGGAAACAGAAGUGGAUGCCUGUACCCCAGCAGAGCCAGGUUGGAAGGCAGUGUUGACCAUCCUGUUGGCCCACAAGCGUUCUAACCAGCCAGCUGAGACAGACUCCAUGCUGAAGUGACCUCGAGUAGGGAAGGGAUACAGCAACAGAAAUAGAGUCUCUCUGAAAAAUCAAGGAAAGUGUUCCGAAUAUUCCGGCAGUGGGAGUCUUCAUCCUCAUCGUGAAGAUGCUCCGGACAGAACUGAGGGGACUUUGAUAAACAAGUCUGAGUUCCUUUGGUCAGCUGCUGCUGCUGUUCUUCAUUCUGGUUUCACUGCACAUGCGAAGGCCUGCAUGUGAUGAUGAAGAGGAGACCCGAUAGCUCUGUGUGGGGUGUGGACAGGGUAAGACACAGCAGGCCCAGUUCCGUCAGGGGACUGCAGGGUUAGAACACCCAUUCAGCGGCUUUGGUUCGGCAGUGUUCUGAGCAUGUAGCUCAGCAAUGUGACAGUAUUUCUUAAUAAAGUGUUUGCUAAGA
Mus musculus (house mouse) is the source of this 1861-nucleotide messenger RNA. RefSeq names its product zinc finger, C3HC type 1 (gene Zc3hc1). Gene Ontology annotation, cellular component: nuclear pore nuclear basket; nuclear envelope; nucleoplasm. Gene Ontology annotation, molecular function: zinc ion binding; protein kinase binding. The record is from RefSeq and is marked validated. Lineage: Eukaryota; Metazoa; Chordata; Mammalia; Rodentia; Muridae. The transcript has 11 exons. The coding region runs from base 19 to 1464 and encodes 481 amino acids.